This is a messenger RNA of Penicillium manginii, 2805 nucleotides long. RefSeq names its product WD40 repeat domain-containing protein. Lineage: Eukaryota; Fungi; Ascomycota; Eurotiomycetes; Eurotiales; Aspergillaceae. Bases 1 to 2805 code for a protein of 934 amino acids. The transcript has 3 exons. The record is from RefSeq and is a predicted model, not a curated record. Gene Ontology annotation, molecular function: protein binding.
AUGCAUUGGCGCAAGGAACAGUCCGUGCCUACGGUUAUGAGCCCCAGUCGUUCCGAUGGCUCCCUUCGGCGCCGUUGGAAAGACAGGUUCCAAAGAACGAUUUCGGGCAAUUUCAAGAAAGUGGAAGGCCAUGAAUUCCAAGAUCUAUCAUCUUCUCUCGAUGAUGCCAGCCAAAAUACGCCCGCUCGAACCGGCUCUGAGAUCUCAUCUAGUACAACCGUGAUAGAAACUGAACCGCAACCGCCAAUAAGUGAUCUGGGUGCAGCCGAUUCACAGGAAGAGAUUGCACUGGAAAGUGUCAAUAUUGGGGAUGAGAGUCAAGCUGAAGAUGUCGAUCAAGUUAGCCUAUGCGGGAUUGAUAAGCCUUCGACAACGUUUCCAUCUGACCCCAUAUCCGUUUGCGGGCGUCAAAUGGAACGAUUGGACAGUUUAACACCAACGGACUAUGAACUCUGCAAGCGGAUUUUAUCGGUUGUCUCGGUCGUGCGCCGACCUGUCAACCUGGAGGAAUUGGCCGAGCUUGCAGACUUACCUUCGCCCAAGAAGAAGGAGACGACAAGACUGAUACAUGAAUCUAGCUCCUUUCUAACCAUCGGAGAGGGAAGCAUAGUUCAUUUUGUGCAUCAAUCGGCCAAAGAUUAUUUGCAGGAGGAGGGGCUAACUGAGAUCUUCCCAGACGGACUGAAAAGCCAAGAUCAUGCUCUAUUCCUGAGGUCUCUCCAAGCAAUAGCCGUGAGACUGAGGCGCGACAUCUAUGAUCUCAAAGAGCCGGGUUAUUUGAUCAAAAAUGUCGAGGCUAAGGAUGAUGAUCCCCUGGGCCCAGUGCGAUAUGCAAGUGUGUAUUGGGUAGACCACCUUUGCGCAGAUCCCAGAGAACCAGAUUUCGAAGAGGACGGCAUACUCGACAUGUUUUUACAAAGAGACCUUCUCCAUUGGAUUGAGGCUCUAAGUCUUCUCAGAAGCAUGUCGGUCGGAGUAUCCUGCAUGUUAAAGCUCGAGAAACUGGUUACGGAGUGGGGAGCACCACCUUCAGUGAUCGAUCGUACACGAGACGCAUGCCAAUUUAUACAGCACCACAAGCCUACGAUAGAGGAAAGCCCGUUACAAAUUUAUGCCUCUGCGCUAGUUUUCAGCCCAACUCAAAGCAUAACGCGCAAUCAGUUCAUCAAAGAAGAGCCCAACUGGAUCAAAACGAAACCAAUUAUGGAGGAUGACUGGAAUUCAUGCCUCCUUACCCUUGAGGGCCACAAUCAGUCCGUUCAAGCGGUAUCAUGGGCAUCGGAUAAUAGGCUUGCAUCGGCUUCAUUCGAUGGCACUGUGAAAAUGUGGGACACAUCCACAAGCCACUGUCUUUCAACAUUCAGCGGUGAUGAAUCACCUGUCUCAUCUUUGGGAUGGCUGCGAGACACUAAGCUUGGCUUGGUCUUGAGCGACGGAAGAAUCGAGACAUGGGGCACGACCGAAGACUCCAACCUUCCACCGCCUAAAGACGGCGACCAGCCAGUAAGGGAACCAAUUUCGAGCUUCAAAGAUACCAUUGAGUUAUUUAAAGUAGCGUCUUGGUCUCCCCAAGGGACGCUUGCCUUUGCUGUCGAAGAUGGAUCAAUCUGGAUUCGCCCUGCCAUUUCUGUUACUCAACGCCAGCCGUCCAUCCCACUCAGAGGUACCCAUCGAGGAGUGUUUGCACUGGCUUGGUCUCAUGAUGGUAGAAUUGCGUCAGGCGCAAGGGAUGGAACAUUGAAGAUCUGGGAUACGGCCGAUCGUACAUGCAAGCUGGAGCCUGGAGGUCAUAGCGAAUGGGUCUAUGCCCUUGCUUGGUCGCACGAUUGCCAGCGACUGGCAUCGGCUUCCAAAGAAAACGUCAUCAAAAUCUGGGAGACCAAGAGUGGUCGCUGCACCUCAUGGAUUCAAGGCCAGAACAAUUUGAUCCGGUCUCUUUCCUGGUCGCCAGAUGGCAGACUCGCAGGUGCCGAUGGCGAAACUAUCAAAAUAUGGGAUCAUAUAACUGGAGAAUGUCUGUCUAGACUCGAGGGUCAUAGGCAUCAGGUGUGGUCAGUAGCCUGGUCAGAGAAUGGAACUAGGCUUGCAUCGGCUUCCCGCGACAAAACAAUCAAGAUAUGGGACGUUGCAGGAGACCAAAAGGAACAGCCUCUUUCCGGUCAUAGCCAAAGGGUCAAGAAAAUUGCCUGGUCAGCGGACAAAACCAAGCUUGUAUCUGUUUCUGAGGAUAGCACUGUCAUUGUUUGGGAUAUUCGCACCGGAGAUAAUGUGCAGAACCGUAUCAGCAAUGUCCAUUCAGUGGCUUGGUCAAAGGAUGGCACCAGGAUUGCGUUUGUGGCUGGUCACAAUGUCAUUGUGAUCUGGAACAUUGUCACUGGAGACUGUGUGCAAACACCCACGGAUGCGAGUAAUGAUAUCAGCUCCGUCGUUUGGUCAGAGGAUGGGACUAAGCUUGCGUCUGUAUCGAAAGAUUACCAUAUAAAGUUCUGGGAUCUCUCUAGCGAGGAAUGCGUGGAAGCGGCCUCACAAGAGGACGCUUCAACUUGUCCUCUGACGUGGUCAGAUGUUGUUGCCGAGCCUGAGACUCUCGAUCUUGAUACUGCGCUUUCUUCAACGAACCCGAUGAAAUAUGGAAUCAACUCAGAGGAUGCAUGGAUAACCUCCAAUGGGAAAAGACAGCUCAGGCUACCUCCGGGGUAUAAUGUUGAGUGCUCGGCUAUCUUGCCAGAGAGAAUCGGAAUCGGGUGUGGUUCUGGGCGUGUACUUACUUUUACAGUCUCAGAAGCUACUGAAAUCUGUGUUUGA